Molecule: messenger RNA, 1257 nt
Organism: Cynocephalus volans (Philippine flying lemur)
Lineage: Eukaryota; Metazoa; Chordata; Mammalia; Dermoptera; Cynocephalidae
Product: poly(rC)-binding protein 2-like
Exons: 1
Coding region: 126-1019 (297 amino acids)
Biological process (GO): regulation of gene expression; regulation of RNA metabolic process
Cellular component (GO): cytoplasm; nucleus; nucleoplasm
Molecular function (GO): mRNA binding; single-stranded DNA binding
Source: RefSeq, a predicted model, not a curated record
UUCCCCUUCCCGCCCGCUCCCCUUUUCCCCUCAGUCGCCUCGCACCUGCAGUUCUUGGCUUUCACCCCCACCAGUGACCAAAGACUUGACCACUCAAAGUCCAGCUCCCCAAAACACUGCUCGACAUGGACACCGGUGUGAUUGAAGGUGGAUUAAAUGUCACUCUCACCAUCCGGCUACUUAUGCAUGGAAAGGAAGCUGGCAGUAUCAUCGGAAAGAAAGGAGAAUCAGUUAAGAAGAUGCGCGAGGAGAGUGGUGCACGUAUCAACAUUUCAGAAGGAAAUUGUCCUGAGAGAAUUAUCACUUUGGCUGGACCCACUAAUGCCAUCUUCAAAGCCUUUGCUAUGAUCAUUGACAAACUGGAAGAGGACACCAGCAGCUCUGUGACCAAUAGCACAGCUGCCAGUAGACCCCCUGUCACCCUGAGGCUGGUGGUUCCUGCUAGUCAGUGUGGCUCUCUCAUUGGAAAAGGUGGUUGCAAGAUCAAGGAAAUACGAGAGAGUACAGGGGCUCAGGUCCAGGUGGCAGGGGAUACGCUCCCCAACUCCACUGAGCGGGCCAUCACUAUUGCUGGCAUUCCGCAAUCCAUCAUUGAGUGUGUCAAACAGAUCUGCGUGGUCAUGUUGGAGUCCCCCCCGAGGGGCGUGACCAUCCCGUACCGGCCCAAGCCGUCCAGUUCUCCGGUCAUCUUUGCAGGUGGUCAGGCCUAUACCAUUCAAGGACAGUAUGCCAUUCCACAGCCAGAUUUGACCAAGCUGCACCAGUUGGCAAUGCAACAGUCUCAUUUUCCCAUGACGCAUGGCAACACCGGAUUCAGUGCAGGUUUGGAUGCAUCUGCUCAGACUACUUCUCAUGAACUCACCAUUCCAAAUGAUUUGAUUGGCUGCAUAAUCGGGCGUCAAGGCGCCAAAAUCAAUGAGAUCCGUCAGAUGUCUGGGCCACAGAUCAAAAUUGCGAACCCAGUGGAAGGAUCUACUGAUAGGCAGGUUACCAUCACUGGAUGCAGCAGCCAGCAUUAGCCUGGCUCAACAUCUAAUCAAUGUCAGGCUUUCCUCGGAGACGGGUGGCAUGGGGAGCAGCUAGAACAAUACAGAUUCAUCCAUAAUCCCUUUCUGCUGUUCACCACCACCCAUGAUCCAUCUGUGUAGUUUCUGAACAGUCAGCGAUUCCAGGUUUUAAAUAGUUUGUAAAUUUUCAGUUUCUACACACUUUAUCAUCCACUCGUGAUUUUUUUAAUUAAAGCGUUUUAAUUCCUUU